This is a messenger RNA of Cotesia glomerata, 1133 nucleotides long. RefSeq names its product odorant receptor 83a-like. The record is from RefSeq and is a predicted model, not a curated record. Bases 29 to 787 code for a protein of 252 amino acids. The transcript has 5 exons. Gene Ontology annotation, cellular component: plasma membrane. NCBI's taxonomy places the organism in Eukaryota, Metazoa, Arthropoda, Insecta, Hymenoptera, Braconidae. Gene Ontology annotation, biological process: detection of chemical stimulus involved in sensory perception of smell; sensory perception of smell. Gene Ontology annotation, molecular function: odorant binding; olfactory receptor activity.
UGCCAGUGGAUUAUUUUAUAAUUUUAUAAUGCCUCAUUUAAUACCACUUGUAUUUCAAAGUGAUCACCGAAAUAGUUCUGAACGGCUUAUCAUUUUUCCUGGUUACAAUAUUAUCAAAAUAUUUGAUUCAUCUCCGUUGUAUGAAAUAACAUACUUUUUCCAUACUAUCGCGAUAUUUUUUUGUUUCACAGUUCUUGUGAGCACCUGCAAUUUAAUUUUAUUUUUAUUAACUCAUACUGAUGGCCGGAUUGAUAUAGUUACAGUCCAACUUAAUUCACUAAUAAAUGAUGUGAAUAAAGUGAAAUUUUCACACUCAAAGAUGACAAAUAUAGUAAAAAAUCAUGUCAGAAUCCUUCAAUUUUCCGAUGAAAUUCUCAACAAAAUUUUAUCUGAAAUUUGUAUAGUGGAGAUUGGUGCAACUACUAUACUUCUCUGUGUUGCUGAAUUUUGUUCUCUGAGAUUUUUAGGAAAGCAAGAUUUUACAAACAACAUACCAUAUAUUAUGUUGUUCCUUGGUUUAAGUUUAAAUAUGUUGAUAUUAUGUUACUUCAGUGAAAUUCUAAAUUCUCAGUUCAUUGGAAUUGGCACACAGCUUUACAUGACCCACUGGGACAGGAUUCCACUAAACGCAAGGAAAUAUUUAAUCCUAAUAAUAAAUAUGUCUCAGCGAACUAAAAAAAUUAGCGCUGGUGGUGUUAUUGACCUGUCGUACAUGACUUAUUUACAGAUUAUUAAAACCGGAUUUGCUUACUUACAAAUUUUAAGAGCUUCAGACAUGCAAAGUUAGCUAUCAAAACUUAUUGGAAAGAACCAUAAAUCUGGUUUCAGUUACCAUAUGUUGCAAAGAUCAAUGUUAUGAUAAUAAUAAUUCAAAUUAAUCAAUAGUAAAAGUUUUUUUAACCUAGUGUAGUGUAAAUGAGUCAAUGUAAAAAUUUUCGUGUGAAAAUUACAACAAAUUUUCACAUUCGUUCCCACUAUUCGGAGAACCGGAGUGGAGUAAUUAAACACUCCAUGCAAAGAGUAAAUCCAGUAAGGAGUAAAUUAUUAAAAAUAACCGAUAGUUGUUAUUAUCAUGAAUUUCUGAGAGUGUAAUGACAUUUUCUGAUUGCAAUAAAGUAUUCACUUUACCACUU